AACAUCACAGACUGAGAAGGCUACAAGGUAACGUAGCCUAAUGCAAAACCCGGUGUUGACGAUAAAUGUGGAUAAUUUAAUGUAGAGGAAAUUAAAAAAAAGUAUUUUCAGCGGUUAUCACUUUAUAAUGACGCAUUUAUAAAGCUAGCGGGAGCGCUAAACUGUUGGUGCAAACGUCUGACCUGAGCUCAUCUGCUGCCUGGAUUAUACUCUGAAGCCAGUGUGUGCAUCUCCUUCCAAAAUGAGCCGGGACGUUCCCAUCCACAGCUGGCCUGGCUCCUACUACAUCAAUAGUGAGAAGCGGUGGGAGAACGGGACGCUGUCGCUCACCAGAACCACGGUGCGCUUCGUUUCCAGCCAGAGUAAGGAGAGUCUUGCCAGCUUCCGCCUCUCCCGGAUCAUGGAGAUCAAAAUGGAGUCAUCUAGCUUCAUCUUCAGCACUCUCACGGUGCUGGAAGAGGGCAACGUGAAGCACUGGUUUGGCUCCCUUAAGCCCAACAGGGUGGUGGUUUAUAACGUGCUGGAGCAUUUCUGGAGAGAGCGGCUUCUUUCUCCCAGCUCAGAGGCCAGAGGAGCCGAGUCCCAGCCUUCUAAAGGGAGAGAGCUCAUCAACCUGGUGGCAGGGGCCCAGAGAAGACUGGAGGACACCGGCAGAGUCCUCAGCCAUCAGGGAGAGCAGUUUGACAACAUGAUGCAGGGACUGGAGAAGAUUGACUCUGACUUGGGGGUGGCUGACAAACUUUUAUCAGAGCUGGAGUCUCCUUCCUGGUGGCCUUUCGGUAAACUGCCCUGGAGGAUUCAGCAGGAGGCCAAGGCUGAGGACGCUGCAAGAGCUGCAGCAGCAGCUGCUGCUGCCUCAGCAGGAAGGGGGUCCAGUAAAAACAAAGUGAUCACAAGCAUCCCAGCAGUAGUCUCCAAAGGUGGAGACACAGACUUGAAGCCCGGAUGUUUGCUGGUGCUGGUGUCCGCUCUGGAGGUGCGAGACACAAACUGCCAACUCCUUCACCGCUUUGAACGGAAUGAAAUUGAUGAAAUCAGGGUUCACAGUCCCUACGAGAUUACUGUCAGACAGCGUUUUAUCGGGAAGCCCGAUAUAUGUUACAGGUUCCUGUCAGCUAAGAUGCCAGAGGCGUUGUCAGUGUUGGAGAUGCAGUACAAAAAGAAGGUGGAGUUCUCGAGUGAAUACGCGUCUUUUAAGGCAACUCCCCUGUCAUCCCCCUGUGAUGCAGAAGGGAAAAACUGGAAUGAAGAUUUGCUGCAGAAGUGCCAAGAGACAGAGCUCCCAGUGGAGGUCCCAGCAGGAGAGCUGUCCCAGUUGCAGGUGCAUGUCCUCCAGCCAUCUGUCAGUCAGGCUGAGGCCCAGGAACUGAAACAGAUGCUGAUGCAGCUGAAAAACCUUGCCCUGGAGGCGGAGACGGAGCUGGAACGGCAGGACGACGCCCUGGACGCCCUGACGAGCUCAACGGACCGAUCCACCAUGCACAUAGAGAAGCACACCUGCCGCAUGAAAAGGCUGCUGUAGUCCCCCGGCCGGAUCUGGAGACGCGCGGGGUCACCACGUCCUCCUCGUAGUCUACGCGGAACAGGUACUUUGGGAGAACACUGAACUGCAGCAGAAGGGACGCGUGUGUGUGUAUAGUCGUAGAAAUUAGAAGAUUUUACUUGUAUUUAACGGUGUAACUGCAUGGGUUCACGUGCGCCGUCAGUGAUUUCUGGAAAGUAUCACAAUAUUCACAUAACACUAAAGAUAUUCACUUUCAACACUCGCAUCAUCAGUGAUGACGACUUCAGAUAAGGACAUGCCUAAGAAAACAACUGUAUUUUCUUUUUGUGGAAAUAAGGCGAGAAAAGUUAACAUCUCCUUUCACUAGUUCAUUUGUAACCACUGAAACACGUCGCAUAAAUCAUCCGACUUCGUGAAGAGGUCCGAAUGCAUGUGUCGCAACUGCAGCUAGCGUUGCCUGCAAAUAGAGUGCUUGCAUUUUGGAAAUAGAAUAAUGAGACAAUGCACUUGAAUCGCCUCUCGGUUAAGAUUUUGUGGAAAGGAAGAAGUGCCCUGAAAACCAACAUGCGAUCAUCACUGAGGACAAAAAGGAAAUGACCUCUUAAUCAUCUCUACUCUUGGAGUCUAUUAAAUCCUGUUGAAAAUAUUUUAGGUGGGAAGCCGGUGAGGGAUCAUAUCCAUGUCAGUGCCCCAGUGAGUCACGCUGUUGUGUCACUUGACUGGGACCUGGGGAAUUACAUGAAACCUCUGCACAUGACACGUGCUGCUGGUGAUGCCAGCACGUGAAAAUAAAGGCAGAUUUGUGUUAUUGCAUCAGAUCUACCGAAGCAUGACCCCAGAAAUGUAACGCAACAGCUGUUAUUGAUCCUAAACGAAUUCCCUCAUCCUCCCACACACCAUCUACUAUAAGGUGUCUUCCGUUAUUUUCUGUGUUGCAGUAAUUCCGGUAAAAGCAACGACUGUUCGGCAUUUAUAAGCUCUGCCUCCAAUUUGAGCUGCUCAGUCGCAACAGUUUGAUGGACACACGACAAACUCAACACAGCUGAUUUGUGUUUUAUUGGAGUAAUUACAAGGUACACAAGUAUAAAUGCCUCCACCUGCAAAGGGCGCUACCGAGCUUCUGGUUACACAUGUAUCAAAGGAGACACCAUUUCGACAACUACAGGGAAGAACAGAAGGAACAAUGAGAAAGGUCGAAGUAAAUAUACACUACAUUCAGUUUGCACAAACUGAUUUCAAAUAAACUGCAUAUUGUUUCCAUUUAUUUAAUUCUAGGGAUAAACCUGACUGGAACUUUAGAACAUUUUCCAAUUAACCGUCAUCCCGGGAAAAAAUGUGUCCCUGACCAUAAACGGACAUGUUUUUAUUUUAUAACCGUUUCUCUGCUGUUGAGAACUCAUCUUUCAGGUCGUAGCUGUCACUUAUCCUCUCCCGUUUCCCUGUGGCUUAAUGCGGCAUGUCUCAAUAUUACUGCUUUGCCUCGCAUCAAGUCCAAAUGUCCCAUCAGUAUCAAUGUAGACAAGUAGACUAUAUAAAUAUUCAGCUAAGAAACCGAAUACAAAACGCUCCCUCUUGUUUUUAAAUAUUAUAAAUACUUAAAUGUUAAGAUCCGCAUCUACUGACUGUAUAUGCCUCGCUAAGAACUGUUAAUACUCUAAAUCUGUAUGAGCUGUAAAUAACUUUACGACGAAUGGCACGUGUGUCGUUGUGAUGCUGUUGUGGUCUGUUGUCACUUGUAAAUUAGCAUUUUAGUCAAAACUGAAACAUCUGUACAGACAUUAAAAAUAGCCCGAGUGCUCAUUUUUGCUGAUAAAAAAAUGAUUUACAGGUAAGUGAUUUGCAUUAAUGUUGAAAGGCAGGACUUUUACACAUAAAUUAAUAAUCAUGACCGUCAAGGACCUGCAAAUAACUUCACGCAGUGGUGAUUAACACAAAAUCUGUUUUCGGUUGGCACGUUCUCGUGCUGUUGCGCCCGUAGUGACGCAUUUAAUUUCAACCAGCAAUCAUUUCAAUUAUUGCUCUAAUUAAAGAGGAAAUUAACUGGAGAUUGGCUAGUCUGGAUUGACUAGAAGUGUGGUGGAUAUUAAGACGGAAAAACUAACAAAGGGAAUAUGAACUCAUCGUCUGGCAAUCAGCAACAAUGGGUUAGAAUUCAGGAAACCUCUAAGAUGAAUUUAUGCUACUCAAUAUACAAAUAAAAUGUUCAUGGGAAGAAUUAUAGUCCAACAAAGAAAACAAAACACAGAAUUCCCACAGAUUGGUGUUGUUCUUUUUACGCCUUUGGAGAGAAAAAAAAAAAAGAAGAAGAAAAAGCUGGAACUGUGUUACAUUCACUGCCAGAAGGGGGAGACAAAAAAUCUGCAUUGUGGCUUUAAAUAUAAAAGAAUUCCACCUGUGUUGUUAUGCUACUGUAUGUAAUGAAUGGAUUCCUUUUUAUCAGCUAGAAAGUCAUCAUCGCCAUGUAGAGUCUGUAAAAGAAUCUUAUUUGCAAUUAAAAUGAGUGAAAUGAGAA
Messenger RNA from Mugil cephalus (flathead mullet), 4016 nucleotides. It is a transcript of the gene snap47, whose product is annotated as synaptosome associated protein 47. NCBI's taxonomy places the organism in Eukaryota, Metazoa, Chordata, Actinopteri, Mugiliformes, Mugilidae. Gene Ontology annotation, molecular function: syntaxin binding; SNAP receptor activity. Gene Ontology annotation, cellular component: SNARE complex; plasma membrane. The transcript is spliced from 5 exons. Gene Ontology annotation, biological process: exocytosis; synaptic vesicle fusion to presynaptic active zone membrane; synaptic vesicle priming. The coding region runs from base 242 to 1522 and encodes 426 amino acids. The record is from RefSeq and is a predicted model, not a curated record.